Molecule: messenger RNA, 808 nt
Organism: Cokeromyces recurvatus
Lineage: Eukaryota; Fungi; Mucoromycota; Mucoromycetes; Mucorales; Mucoraceae
Exons: 4
Coding region: 38-586 (182 amino acids)
Source: RefSeq, a predicted model, not a curated record
CUUAUUUUUUUUUUUCCCAUUUUCUUACGAAUAAAAAAUGAACAUUGACAACACUAAAAAUGAAAAUGGACAAGUAAUCAAAAGAAAAUCAGACGUGGAUACAUCAGAUAUCACACGAAGAGUAAAGUCUCGUAUUAAAACAAAUCAAUCACCACGAAUUCCAGUACGUUCAACUAUCGCAAGCCGAUCAACAGAAAAUGCAAAAAGAGCAUCGAUCACUUCUUCUAUUGAUUCUUCUACAAGUACAAGUUCAUCAGUUACAUCGAGUCAUACAGUUCGUAAUCAACAAAGAAAUAAAUCACCUGGUUUAGCUUCGUCAAGAAAUCUGAAACGAUUUAAAGCAGAUGCUUCCUCUAAAGUAACAGCCAAGAGUUUACCCAAAGCUAUACCUUCUUGGGAUACAAAAGGAUAUUUAAAUAAACUUCAAAGUCAACUGAAUGAACAAGAUGAAGAAAUUAGUGAAAUUGAAAAGCUUCAAAAUGAUUUACAAUCAAGUGUUGAAAGUAAAGAGUCUUUAUUACGAGAAGCAAAAGAAAAAGUAAUUGAACUUGAAGAUAACUUGAAGAUAAACCAAAAUUCGAUCUAGUUUAUCCACUUUUGAAGCACAACUUGAAACACAUCAACAACACUAUACAGCGACUAUAAAUUCCUUUAGUAUUGAAAAGAAAGAAAAUGAGAACUUGAUAUUAGCAAAACAAAAACUUGAAUCAGAAUUUAAAGAAAUCGAUCAAUUUUUAAACGCAAAACGAGAGCAAAAAGAGGUAAAGAACAAGUAGUGUAGUCAUUAAAAAAACCAUUUAUUUAUUUU